This is a messenger RNA of Phymastichus coffea, 1564 nucleotides long. RefSeq names its product phospholipase A2 group XV-like. NCBI's taxonomy places the organism in Eukaryota, Metazoa, Arthropoda, Insecta, Hymenoptera, Eulophidae. The transcript has 6 exons. The coding region runs from base 249 to 1472 and encodes 407 amino acids. The record is from RefSeq and is a predicted model, not a curated record. Gene Ontology annotation, biological process: lipid metabolic process.
GUUAAGCCACACGCUUCGACUAACCGAGUUUGGUUGGUUUUCACUCGAAUUUUCAAUGUAGUCCAUUGCGUAAGUUCGUUCAAGCAACACUCAGUUUACUCUUACUCAAUAGUACUACGAUUGACAAGCUAUUUAAUUUACUCAUUUUACCUAUUCUAUUUCAAUAAAAAGUACCAUAAAUAGAAAUUAAAAAACGACGGUUUAGAUAGGUGAAUACGUUUUGUACGUGUUUGUUGUUAUCGUAAACUAUGCGAUUACAGCUGGCGUGUUGUGUUUUAUUGCUGUUUUCGUGUUUCACACUCACGCAAACUUUUCGAUUUAGGGGCAAUCAACGCUCGCCUGUGAUCCUCGUUCCAGGAGAUGGGGGCAGUCAGGUCGAAGCAAGAAUUAAUAAAACAACGGUCGUACAUUAUUUGUGUGAGAAGGUAUCUUCUGGAUUCUUUAACAUUUGGCUGAAUUUGGAGUUGCUAGUUCCAAUAAUUAUUGAUUGUUGGAUUGAUAAUAUGAGACUUAUCUAUGACAAUCAAACUAGAAAAACAACUAAUCCUGACGGAGUAGAUAUUAGAAUUCCAGGAUGGGGUGAUCCAUUCACAGUAGAAUAUUUAGAUCCAAGCAAAGCUUCUCCUGGAACUUAUUUCAAGUAUAUUGGAGAUAUGCUUGUGAAGGAUUUAGGAUAUGUUCGUAAUGUUUCCUUACGUGGAGCACCUUAUGAUUUUAGAAAAGGGCCAGAUGAAAAUGAAGAGUUUUUUACGAAACUGAAAGAACUGGUUGAAGAAACUUAUGUAAUGAAUAACAACCAGCCAGUCACUCUUAUAGCACAUAGUAUGGGAGGACCAAUGUGCUUGAUAUUUUUUCAACGCCAAAGCCAAAAAUGGAAAGAUAAAUAUAUCAAUUCAAUGAUUACACUUGCUGGUGUUUGGGGUGGUUCAGUCAAAGCCCUCAAAGUAUUUGCAAUAGGCGACGAUUUAGGUGCUUAUUUGUUAAGAGAGAGUAUUCUAAAAAGUCAGCAGAUUACUUCCCCAAGUCUUGGUUGGCUAUUGCCAUCAAAACUAUUUUGGAAAGAAGACGAAGUACUUGUUGAAACUCAAGUAAGAAAUUAUACGUUUGCUGACAUGAAGCAGUAUUUGAUUGAUAUUAAUGUACCAAAUGGUUGGGAAUUUCGAGUAGAUAAUGAAAAAUAUCAGCUUGAUUUCACCUCUCCAGGAGUUGAACAUCACUGCUUACAUGGUAUUCUAGUAGACACCGUUGAAAAAUUACUUUAUAAGCGUGGUGUAUCUAUUGAUGGAAACCCUCAAUUAAUACUAGGUGAUGGAGACGGAACCGUUAACAUAAGAAGUCUAGCAGGAUGCACGCAUUGGAACGACAAACAAAAGCAAAAAAUUUACCAUCAAACGUUCUCGAAAGUUGAUCACAUGCAGAUUUUAAGCGACAAUAAUGUUCUUAAUUAUAUCAAAAACGUUUUGAAAUUCUAAAGCAAAACAUAUUAUAGUUGAAGACCAACGCCAUAUACCUCAAAAAAAUCGGAGAUAUUCUCUGAUGAUUGUGACAAAAUAGUUUUACAUGA